CCCGAGGGAGCUCGUUUUGUUCUCGGAGACCAAGCAGAGCCAAUCUGAACGUUUCUCAACUUCUGGGAUACAGACGGUGUUCUUGUCCAAUCAGAAAGUCAAGCUGUUCGCCCCGGCCUCUUCGCAUUACGGAAGUCAUCUUCCAUCGAAUCCAAGGCUGGAUGAGGAGCCAAUUGCCAAUGGAAGAAAGGGGCGGUGCAUCUAGCACGUGGGUCGGUGGCCAAUGAGAGGUGUGGAAGGUGACGUUGUAGCCAUGGCGGCUGCGGCUGGCCCGGGAGGAGACGUGUCCGGCGCCCGGUAGUGGCGGCGGUUCGCCCCCGGAGCCCAGAGCAGCGACCCUGUUCGUGCCCACCACGCCCGCGGCAGGAGGCACCUCUCUCAUGGCUUAUCACUCGGGCUACGGAGCCCAAGGCUCCAAGCACCGGGCCAGGGCGGCCCCGGAAGCGCCCCCACUCUUCGAUGACACCAGCCGGGGGUACCCGGCGCAGCCCGGCGCCUACUCGUCCCAGGGCGCGGAUGUGGCCUUCAACGUCCACCAGCUGCUCGACGACCCCGUGGCCAACAUGGCCAUGUCGUACGGCAGCUCCAUCGCCUCCCAGGGCAAAGACAUGAUGCACAAGGAGCUCCACAGGUUCGUCUCUGUGAACAAGCUCAAACACUUCUUCGCGGUGGACACGUCCUACGUGGCCAAGAAGCUGGGCCUGCUCGUCUUCCCGUACACGCACCAGAACUGGGAGGUCCAGUACAGCCGGGACGUGCCGCUGCCCCCUCGGCAGGACCUCAACGCCCCCGACCUCUACAUCCCCACGAUGGCCUUCAUCACAUACAUCCUCUUGGCCGGGAUGGCGCUGGGGAUUCAGAAAAGGUUUUCCCCCGAGGUGCUCGGCCUGUGUGCCAGCACAGCCCUGGUGUGGGUGGUCAUCGAGGUUCUGGCUCUGCUCCUCGGCCUCUACCUGGCCACUGUCCGGAGUGACCUGAGCACCUUCCAUCUGCUCGCGUACAGCGGCUACAAAUACGUGGGGAUGAUCCUGAGUGUGCUCACGGGGCUGCUCUUCGGCAGUGACGGCUACUACGUGGCCCUCGCCUGGACGUCCGCCGCCCUCAUGUAUUUCAUAGUGCGGUCGCUCCGGAUGAGCUCCGUGGGCACCGACGGGGUGGGGGGCCCGGCCCCCCGGCAGCGCCUCCAGCUCUACCUGACCCUGGCCGCGGCCGCCUUCCAGCCCCUCAUCAUCUACUGGCUCACCUUCCACCUGGUCCGGUGACCCAGCAAGAUGCCGACGGCUUCCCCUUACAUUGGAGAUCGGAAUUGCUUCAGCCACAGCCGCCCCUCAUUGCUGGCAAGCGAGAGCUGCCCAGGCCCCGAGAGGGACAGGCAGGAGCCCCUGCAGCCCGGGCGGGAGGGGGCAGCGGCGGCUCGGCCACCCCCAGACUUGUGUGGCCAGAGAGGCCCCGGCCAGGCCCGCUGCCCAGGAGGCCAACGUUGCUGCGGCCUCGAGUUAAAGCUUGCCAAGUGCUUUACA
This is a messenger RNA of Monodelphis domestica (gray short-tailed opossum), 1520 nucleotides long. It is a transcript of the gene YIF1A, whose product is annotated as Yip1 interacting factor homolog A, membrane trafficking protein. NCBI's taxonomy places the organism in Eukaryota, Metazoa, Chordata, Mammalia, Didelphimorphia, Didelphidae. Gene Ontology annotation, biological process: endoplasmic reticulum to Golgi vesicle-mediated transport. The record is from RefSeq and is a predicted model, not a curated record. Gene Ontology annotation, cellular component: COPII-coated ER to Golgi transport vesicle; endoplasmic reticulum membrane; Golgi membrane.